This is a messenger RNA of Penicillium cataractarum, 837 nucleotides long. RefSeq lists its product as uncharacterized. Bases 1 to 837 code for a protein of 278 amino acids. Lineage: Eukaryota; Fungi; Ascomycota; Eurotiomycetes; Eurotiales; Aspergillaceae. The transcript has a single exon. The record is from RefSeq and is a predicted model, not a curated record.
AUGUCCGAGGCCGAGCAGGCUUCUUUGACGGUGCAGGCUCUCAGCUCGGGGACCGGCAAUGCCGCGAUUGGCAUCAGCAUUAUCGUGUUCAUGUCGAUCGCGCUUUACAAUGCCGUGGAACUGUCCGUGCUAAUCCCGCUAAGCUUCCAUCGCUACCGAAGCCUCUACUUCUGGGCACUUUUUACCUCCGCUUUGCUAGGCGUGAUUCCCCAAACGAUCGGGCAGGGCUUGCAAUUCUUCAAUCUCGCGCCGUUGUGGCUGAGCAUGUUCCUCUCGAAUUUCGGGUUCGUCUUUCUCGUUCCGAAUCAAUCUGUCGUGCUGUAUUCGCGGCUACACCUGGUCUCGCAGAAUCCGGUCAUGCUGGGCUUUGUGCGGUGGUUGAUCGUGUUUGCUUAUAUUGCGAUCGUUAUCCCCACAGUGAUACUGAACGUGGGCUCGUCCUAUCUCACGCAGUCUGCUGGGUGGGUGAAUGGGUUUGAGGCUAUGGAAAGAAUCCAGGUGACUUGGUUCACGGCCCAGGAGGUACUCAUUUCGACUAUUUAUAUCGUGGAUACGAUACGGCUGAUUCGAUUGAGUCCCGAGGCGGAUGCGCGUCGGCAUAAGAUUUUGUAUGAGCUGUUGGCUGUCAAUAUUGCGGCUAUUGUGAUGGAUUUGACACUUGUUAUCUUGCAGUAUCUGGGGUAUUACUUUACCCAGAUUGAGCUGAAGCCUAUGUUUUAUAGUAUCAAGCUGAAGCUUGAGUUUGCUGUGCUGGGCAUGUUGGUUUCGAUUGUGCAUUCGCAUAGUUCUAAUCCGCCGACAUGGAGGGCUGAUUGUACUACCUCGGAGUUUUCAUAG